ACAAACAACAUGUGCGAACGUCACAAUACCAAGGAAGAAGAAGAGAUCCCAAUCCCAUGACAGGCCCAUGGACUCCACCCUGCAACAAAAAAAACGGUUUCCAGGGCCUGGUAGAUAUUUCACUGAUAUGUUGAAAGAAUCUGGGCUACACCCUAUUACCAAACCCACACAUCCUGUACAGACUCGCCACUCAUUCUUCCUGCUCCUGCGUCGAAACAAAAUGGCGACGGGUGGUUUAUCUCGGGAGCAUUUUAUCUGCUCUGUCUGUCUCGGUGUCUUCUCCAACCCCGUCACUAUUCCCUGUGGACACAACUUCUGCCAGGGAUGCAUACAGGCCUACUGGAACAAAGGGGAGUGCAGCUGCCCUCUGUGUAUGAGACAGUUCGCUCAGAGACCUGAGUUGGCCAUGAACCAUGUUCUAGACGCCCUGUCCAACACUCUCAGAUUGGAGGAGCCACAUCCGGACCCGGCGAAAAUCUCCAUUCCUCCCAGGAAAAUGGCAGGGAAGUGUACAGCUAUACCUGAAGACCUGGGCCAGCCAAGGGAUGUGAACACAUUAUGUGGUGAACAUGGUCAACCUCUGUCUCUGUUCUGCCUGGAUGAUAAGGCUCUGAUCUGCGCUCAAUGUGACUCUCUGGGUCAUAAGACCCACAAAACCACACCUGCAGAGGAACAGAUCCCCCAAAUCAAGCAGAGACUGCUAAAAGAGCUGCUUGCCAAAAAGAACAACGUGUGCACGGUAAAGACGGAGAUUCUCAAAGCAAAGAACACCAUGGAGUCAUUCAAGAUCUCUGCCAAUCUACAGAAACAAGAGCAGCAGACAAAUUUCACCAUGCUGAUCUCAGCCAUCACAGAGGGCCAGAAACAACUGAUGGACUCAAUGGAGGAGAAAGAGAACGAGAUGCUGCUGAAAGCGGAGAGUGAGGUACAGAAGAUGGAGAAGAGAUUCAAGAGCUUGGAGGAUGAGGUCACUGGGAUAGAGCUCACAUUGCAGGGUGAAGAACCUGGGAGGUUGCUUCAGGAUUACAAUGCCCUGCAGAAAGGCUCAGUUGAUGCAUCUCCAUACUGUGUCAGUCUGGACCCAGAGGAGAGACUUGUUCAGGCAGGAAAACUCAGAGAGAUGCUCCACAUGGAGGUGGACAGGAUCUGGAAGGACCAAGGUUCUGCCGUUAGGACAGCUUUACGUGUAGAUCCUACAGCUUGUUGGUGUUCACUGUCCACACUGAAACAAUAUGAAAAGACCAUCACCUUGGAUCCCAAUUCUGUCGGGAGACAUAUCUGGCUAUCUCUUGACAUGACCAGUGCUAGGAACACAUACCCACACAUCCAGCCCCACACCCUCCACCCAGAGAGGCUCAAACAGAGUGAAAUGGUGAGGGGCACUCAAGGCUUCAGUAGAGGCUUCCACUUCUGGCAAGUGCACUUUAUGAAUCUUCCCAGUGGAUCAAAGGAGGACUCGUAUUAUGAGGUUGGGGUGAUGUACAAGGAAAACGCUGGCAAAAUGAAGGAGAGUUGGCGCAUACGGUUUCCCACCUCUCAGUCUAAACCACAUGCUGAGGCGUAUUCAGGUGAGACAGUUCAUAACAUAACCACUGGUAACAGGUUUAGCAGCAUUCAUAUGUAUUUAGACUAUGACUCUGGAAUCUUUGCUGUGUACGGUAAUGUAUCAAAUACUGUAGGAUAUAUAAAUCAAAUUAACUUAAAUCGUGUUUACUCUUUCAACACCAAAUUCAGUGAACCUCUGUACCCCAUGUUUGUAAUCCCUAAAGGGGCAGAUAUUAGGUUAAAUUAGGGGACCCAAAUGAUGAAGUUACCCAUCUGUAGAUUUAUAGUACUCUGAGCAGAAAUCAUGGAACAGUUACUUAAUCUAAAAUGUUAAUUUGGAAUACAAUCUGUUUUUUGUACACUUAAAAGAAAAAGUAAAAUGGCACAAUUGAUAGCUGUGUACUUAUUAAGCAUGAUGCUUGCUGUGACUGCACAGAAAAUAGGACUUUACCUCAUUGAUGUAUUAAAAGUUUAAUAUCUUGUUUUUGCUUUUUGUUGAGACAAUUUAUUUUCCGCUUAUCAUAGAUUUUCUGUAAUGUCAGAUUGCUGGGUGGGUGAGGGUUUAAAAAACACUCCAAAAAAUGUGCACUUGAUGAAAUUGAUGGAUUGAAAUAUCAAUAAAAUGCAAUGUAACAAAAA
Molecule: messenger RNA, 2184 nt
Organism: Salvelinus fontinalis (brook trout)
Lineage: Eukaryota; Metazoa; Chordata; Actinopteri; Salmoniformes; Salmonidae
Product: E3 ubiquitin-protein ligase TRIM11-like
Exons: 6
Coding region: 68-1792 (574 amino acids)
Molecular function (GO): zinc ion binding
Source: RefSeq, a predicted model, not a curated record